Messenger RNA from Tripterygium wilfordii, 2789 nucleotides. RefSeq names its product pentatricopeptide repeat-containing protein At4g04790, mitochondrial-like. Gene Ontology annotation, molecular function: protein binding. NCBI's taxonomy places the organism in Eukaryota, Viridiplantae, Streptophyta, Magnoliopsida, Celastrales, Celastraceae. Bases 53 to 2653 code for a protein of 866 amino acids. The record is from RefSeq and is a predicted model, not a curated record. The transcript is spliced from 16 exons.
UCCCCUAAGAAAACCCAUGAAUGAACCCAUCACUUAAUGCAACAAACCCCAAAUGCCCGCCUCCAAAGGCAGGAACUUGGUCUCUCUCUUCCGUGCUAGGGCCAAGACCACCCUCAAGUCCGCCACCACCAAAACCUCACCGGCCGGCGACACAACUCUCAAGCAGUUUGUGUCCUCACUUGACCCCUCUUCCCCAACACUCUCCACGACAUUCAUUUCUAAGUCUCUUAGCAAAUGCUCAGCUAAAUUUCCGAAGCCCAAACCGUCUGUCCCUGAACUUUCAGGUCAGUGGGCCAUUCCUGGAUUGACGAAUGAAGCACCGUUAAGUUCUGAGGAUUCAACACAGCCGCUAUCACAGGAGAUACGUUACAUAUUAUCCGGUAGUUCACUUGAUCCCCAAGAGACCAAGAAUGAAAAUUCUACGGAGAGUGUGUUGGACAUUCCUUGGAUUCCAGAUAUUUCUCGUAAAGACUCCCCAACUGGUCAGAAAGGAGUAUCUCGUGAAAGGAAAAGUAAGUGGGUUUUUAAAUCUGGCCAGGUUAAUCGUUUUAACCUCUUAGUUAAAAUGUGUGCCGAUAGACUGGGGACUGAUGUCACUCUUGAAGUAUUUGGCAAAUUAGGACGAGAAACUGGUGUGAAGGAAUACAAUGCUUUAAUAGGAAUUUGUAUAAAGAAUGCUAGAAACAGUGACGAUGAAGAGGUUGCGAUGGAACAAAUUUCCAGGGCAUUUCAGCUAUUUAAAUCAAUGAGGGGACAGGGUUUCCAGCUGAAAGAGGAAACUUAUGCUCCACUUCUUAUUUAUUUGAUUGACAUGGGCAUGAUAGAAGAAUUCCAUUUUUUCUGUGGGGUUGUUAAAGAUGAGAAUCCUAGUUCUCUUUCAAAAUUGGGUUAUUAUGAGAUGCUGCUGUGGAUCAGAGUCAAUAAUGAAGAAAAAAUUGAGGAGCUUUGUGAUUACAUUGCAACCCAGGACAAUGUUGAUGAUAACAGUGUACAAGAAAAUUAUUUGUUGGCUCUUUGUGAAAGUGAUCGAAAUGCCAACUUUCGGCGGUUGAUGGAGAUUAUAGACAUAACAAAAGUUCAAUCAAUGGACCUUGUAGCAAGUAUCUUCAAAGCUUUGGGGAGGCAUUUGCUGGAAUCCUUUAUGGAGAGAUUCCUUUUGGCAUUUAAAAAUUGUGAAGAUGGAACAGAGAAGAUUUCAACUCUAAUUUUUUGUUAUGCUGCUCACAUUCCAAAUUUAGCGGUGGAAGAAGUUGUGUCAAAAUUCAAAAGCUUGCAUGCACAAUAUGAAGUUGCACCCUCUUCAAUGUCAUACGAGAAGCUCAUAUCAUAUUGUUGUGAUUCACUCAAGGUGCACAUCGCCCUUGAUAUUGUAGAUCAAAUGUGCAAGACAGGAUUAACCAUAUCCACAGGGACACUAAAUUCCAUAUUGAAUGCUAGUGAGGGGAGCUUUGAGUUUAAUCUGGUUGAACGGAUCCAUUCUUUGAUCAUACAUCAUGACCUGAAGCCAAAUACUGAGACUUUCAGGACCAUGAUAAGUUUGAGGGUGAAAAUGAAAGAUUACAUUGGUGCUUAUGAGCUGCUCAAUAAUUUGAAGGAACUUAAUUUACCACGCACAGUGAGUAUGUAUAAUGCUAUAAUGGCAGGAUUUUUUCGUGAGAAAAACAUAGUCGGGGGCUUUUCGGUUCUCAAGCAAAUGGAGAAUGCAGAUGUAAAACCAGAUUCCCAAACUUUCAGCUACUUAAUAAGCCAUUGUGAUAGUGAAGAGAGAAUAAAUAAGUACUAUGAAGAAAUGCAGUGUGUUGGAGUUCAAGUUACGAAGCAGGUUGUAAUGGCCCUUAUUAAUGCAUAUGCAAGUAUUGGGCAGUUUGAGAAGGCAAAACAGGUACUCGCAGAUAAAGGGGUUUCAACCCGGGGCUUAACUGAAUGUAAAAGUGCGCUCGUCUCUGCACUCGCAUCACAUGGACAAAUAUCUGAUGCCUUGCAAAUAUACAAAGAAAUCAAGGACGCAGAAUGUGAUCUGGAGCCGAAAGCUAUUAUAAGUCUUAUAGAGCACACCCAAUCUGAAGGAGAAAUAAGUAGAUUGUUUAAGCUGCUGAAGGAAUUGCAUGAUCAAGACUAUUGGGUGGAUGGUUGCUGCAGAGUCCUCUUGUAUUGUGUUCGGAAUAAACAUACAAGCUCUGCUAUUGAUUUGCUGAAGCAACUUGACGAAAAACUUUGCAAUGAUGAGUUAGCUCUUGGAAUUAUUGUUGAUGAGGUUUUCUCUAUUGUGGCCGAUACAGACGAUACACAUUUGGACGUUUGCCUGAACUUGCUUCGAGCCAUAAAGGAUGAGCUUGGACUCUCCCCUUCGAGGAAAUGUCUUGAUUUUCUCCUUAGUGCCUGUGUUAAUGCCAAAGAUCUCCAAAGUUCUCUUUUCAUUUGGAGGCAAUAUGAGAUAGCUGGUCUUCCUUACAAUGUUGUGAGCUAUUUGAGGAUGUAUCAAGCUCUAUUAGCUUCAGGCGCUCAUAGAUCGGCAAAAGAUAUGCUGUCUAAGAUUCCGAAAGACGAUCGUGACGUUCGCUCCAUCAUCCAAGCGUGUCAAUUGGCUUUCAAGCACACCAUUGCAGAAGCUAAACCUAAAACAAAAAGGAAAAAAAAAGGUAUAGGAAUGUAGUAGCAAUUUUAUACGAGGAAAGAAGAGAAAAAGAUCGGUUUAUCAUGUCGAAUGCUGUCGAGUAUGAACACACCAUGUAUCCAGGAAUUCAUAUGCAUAUAUUCCUUUGUUCGGGAGAUUGACUGAUUUUUAUUCA